Gossypium raimondii (Peruvian cotton) is the source of this 1078-nucleotide messenger RNA. Its product is annotated as abscisic acid receptor PYR1. The transcript has 2 exons. Lineage: Eukaryota; Viridiplantae; Streptophyta; Magnoliopsida; Malvales; Malvaceae. Gene Ontology annotation, biological process: abscisic acid-activated signaling pathway. Gene Ontology annotation, molecular function: signaling receptor activity; abscisic acid binding; protein phosphatase inhibitor activity. Gene Ontology annotation, cellular component: nucleus; cytoplasm. The record is from RefSeq and is a predicted model, not a curated record. The coding region runs from base 134 to 796 and encodes 220 amino acids.
UGAUUUUCUAUUUUACCCUCCACCAUUCCCCGUAAUACCUGUCCAUUAUAAGCUUCUGCUAAAGUCGUAUUGUAAUGUAAAGUCCCUCUCCUUGUCUUCCACUCCCCUUUACCGUUUCCCCUUCCUCAGUUCAAUGGCAGACCCGAAACCCGAACCUUCCUCUUCAAUGCCUGACCCACCACCUUGCUCCGAACCCAGUUCACACCACGAAACCGUCCCUACCGGGUUAACCGACGACGAGUUCUCUGAGUUGAUCCCUUCCAUAACCGAGUUCCACACCUACUCAGUGGGUCCAGGUCAGUGUUCUUCCUUAUUAGCCCAACGUAUCAACGCCCCUCACACCGCCGUCUGGUCCGUUGUACGGCGUUUCGACAAACCCCACACUUACAAACACUUCAUCAAGAGCUGUUCCGUGAAGGAAGGUUUCCAAAUGGUCGUGGGCUCCACGCGAGACGUCAGCGUGAUAUCCGGGUUGCCGGCUGCUACCAGCACCGAGAGACUCGAUAUUCUGGACGAUGAGCGAGAGGUCACCGGGUUUACCGUUCUUGGAGGUGAGCACCGGUUGCGUAAUUACAGGUCGGUGACGACGGUGCAUGGUUUCGAGCGUGACGGGAAGAUCUGGACCGUCGUUUUGGAAUCUUACGUCGUUGAUAUCCCAGAAGGGAACUCGGAGGAAGACACACGGCUGUUCGCCGAUACCGUCGUCAAGUUGAACUUGCAACAGCUGGCGUCCAUCACCGAAGGUUUAGCGCGUGAUGCUACCGCUGUUGACGGUAAUAAACCACAGGUGAUGUGAAGGAGAAAAAAAAAACAAGACAAAAGAGACAAAUACUCAAAUUAGAAAAUCAAAGUGAUGGGGGUGGCUCCACAAUUUCAACUAAAGGGGGCCUUGAAAGUUAAAAGUCCAAUCAGAUUUGGAGGGCGUGUGCACAUUUAAUCUUAUAGGCCCAUAUGAUUUCCUUUUUGCACAGUACACCCCUCAAAUCAUUUUUCUCAAUAUCGUAUUGAUUUUAGUUCUGAAUUUAAAAACAGAUUUCUCAAAGUAUUUUCUUGUAAUGGAUUUCAGAAUUCAGACCAA